Messenger RNA from Malaclemys terrapin pileata, 9397 nucleotides. RefSeq names its product NEDD4 binding protein 2 (gene N4BP2). The record is from RefSeq and is a predicted model, not a curated record. Bases 460 to 5907 code for a protein of 1815 amino acids. Gene Ontology annotation, molecular function: ubiquitin binding. Lineage: Eukaryota; Metazoa; Chordata; Testudines; Emydidae. The transcript has 18 exons.
GCCGCCCCCUCUCACCCCCGCUCCUGCCGCCGCCGAGCAGCCUCCUCCCCCCACCUCUCCCCGGGCAGGAGCCGCCGCCGCCGCUGCACGGAGAAGCGAGCAGCUGAGGCCGCUCAGGGCUGCGCCUCGCCGGAGCUGUGUGAGAAAGUGCACCCGCACCAACUGAUGCCUGAUUCGUAUAUUCAACAAUAUGGUUUCCUGACAACAAGAAAGCAGCAUAUCAGAUGUUUACAUUCAUUGAAGAGUUUGUAGAUAUCAGUGCUGGUUUCUGCAAGAUAUGAAGGGACUCACCGCUAGGGAACCUAGUAUGGUGUAGUCAACAAAGCUCAAAAUGACUGCUAUUGGUAAUGUGGCCAUCGGAGAGAUGAAAGGUAUCUUGCUUUGUUUUCUCUGAACUUGACAAAAUCAACAUCACGUGGGCAAAAUAAAACAGAAAAGAAACUUGUUCUGAAUAACAGAAUGCCAAAGAAAAGGAAAAAUCUGGGUGUGAGUCCCUCCAGGAAAAUCGUGGAUUCGGAGAGAAUGGCUGCUUCUGGUGAAGGACUGGUACCACCUCCAGCAGAUGUGUCAGUGUCACGAGCAAUUUACAGUGUCAAUAAGGAAGAGCUCUUAAACAACAUGUCAGAAAUGUUUUCUGACCUGGAUCCUAGUGUGGUUUAUAUGGUGCUGUCUGAAUGUGAUUUUAAAGUUGAAAAUGCUAUGGAUUGUCUGCUAGAACUUUCCACAGCUGCUAAGGGAGUAGCAUCUUCAAAAGUCUCAGGUUUUGAUUCAAUAGCAUCAUCUCUAUCUCUUGUUAACCAGCAAAGCUCUGUUGCAAAUGAAAUAGUGGGCGAAAGCUGUGCAAAAGAAGAUAUUGUGAACUUUAAAGAAGAAUCAGAAAAGAUCCCAUCACCUGAUAUUCAGCUGACUGAAGAGCUAGAUUCCUUGAUACAAACUGCUUUUGAGAAAUACAAUCAGAGAGACAAAUUGUAUGAUUCCACAAAUGACAAUAUCACAGGAAAGCAGCCUAUGACAUUGGACCAGAGUAAUUCUAAUGGCAUUAAUGAAUUUCCUGAGAGUGAAAAAUCCAGUUUAGGGUUUAAUGUCCUGCUUUCUCUGCAGCAAGCAGAGACAGAGAAUGAGAAUUUAGAAAACUUUGCCUCUAUGUUAAUCUCAGAGGGUCACAAAUCUUCUCAGCCAGCUGUAAGUAAAUCUAGCAUUCAAACAAAGGAUAGUUCAUCAGCUGACAUGGACAUUUUUACACAAGUAUCAGUAAGCUCUAGUCUGCCAGAACUUGAUACUGACAAUGCUUCAGAAGUCAUUAAACCAAAAAACUCGGAAGUGGCUUGUAGAAAUCUUGAUCAAUCACAGAAUAUUGUUUCAGACCAUGGAACUUUGAAUUUCUUCCAGGGACCUGUAGAAGCUGGUACAACAGCUAGUGGAAAUUCUAGCUCAAAAUGCCUUGAACAACAGGAAGGUGUGUGCAGUGGCCAAAAAAGCAUUUCUCUCCCUGAAGCGUUUGAAUCUCUUGAAGGAUCCAGUUUCAAAUCGCCACAACUUGCAGAUGUUCAGCAGGGAUGGAAUUUACAUUUUUCUCCACCACCACAGCAAUCUCCACAGCCUCCUUGGAAUCCAAUGGCUCCUGUGUUUUAUCCAUCAAGUGGAAGUCACAGCUUUGUAAUUCCAGUAGCUAUCAGUCCGGGACAAUGGAGGCCUGUUUCAGACUACAGGACGCAUGGCAAAGGAAUGCCUUUUCCUCCUCCAGUGGUUUCACAUGUCUGGGAUAGCAACGCUUCUCCGAAGGUAUGGGGAAAUCAAGAUGGAAUCCAAAAAAUGAACCUCUCUCAAGUACACCAACCACCUGUUUGUCCGGUGAUGAGAAAAAAGACACAUCUUGUAGGUCAAGUACUUGUUCUUCUCAGAGGGGUUCCAGGAUCAGGAAAAUCUUUUUUGGCAAGGACUUUGCUUGAGGAUAACCCAAGUGGAAUCAUUCUUAGUACUGAUGAUUACUUUUACAAAAACGGACAAUAUCAGUAUGAUGCAAAUUGCUUAGGAGAAGCACAUGAGUGGAACAGGAAACAAGCCAAAGAAGCAUUUGAAAAGAGAAUCUCUCCUAUAAUAAUAGACAACACAAACAUACAGGCAUGGGAGAUGAAGCCUUACGUUGCUUUGUCUCAGCAGUACAAAUACAAAGUAAUGUUCCGAGAGCCUGAUACUUGGUGGAAGUUUAAACCAAAAGAGCUUGAAAGGCGAAACAUUCAUGGUGUAUCUAAAGAAAAGAUCAAAAGAAUGUUGGAUCGAUAUGAACGUUGCCUUACUGUUAACUCAAUCUUGAAUUCUGCUGUCCCAGACAAAUCAGAAAAUGCUGAUUGGAAUGAAGAUCCUUGUCAGGGGGAAGGUUAUGGGCAAAAAGAGGUACAUGCAUAUGUGAAAGAAGAGACACUUUUUGCUUCAGCUUCAAAGCCUCCUGAAUUAGCUGAAGAGGAGAAACAUGCAUCUUCUACAUCUUCAGCAGUAGAAAAUAACUUAGCAGAUAGAUAUUUUCGAAAAGAAGAGGAGGAAAUUGAAAAUAAUUUAAGAGAACAUGUUUCUGAGAAUAGCAUUAUUCAAGGUAGUGUGGAUAUCAGUUUAUCAGAUUAUGAAGAAAAAGAAGUGCCUUUGGGGAAAAAAGCUGUAAAGAGAGAAGAAAUACAUAGAAUUACUGAAACAGAAACUAGUAAAACUAAUGAGGUGAAAUCUGAAGAAACCACACACUUGCAUAUCUGUUCUUGUGAACAUAUUCAAGAACAUAGUGACAAGAUUCUGGAAGUUCAAACUGAAAAGGAUCAGUACAAUGAAAUUGCAGUAGAACCAGUAGUAACACAUGAAAGGAACAUUAUGAAACAAAAUGGUUCAUCUUUGGAUGUAUCAGUGAGGCCAGAAUUAUUAAACUUUCUGGGUGACUGGCCUGUAGAACAAUCAAUCAGGCAGAGAACCAAAAGGACUAGAAGAAUAGAAAAAUUUUCUAUGAAGAGUGAUAAAGAGGAUAAAGCAACCAGCCAGCAUCUUCUUGAUUCACACAAGGCACAAGUGGACCUGGCAGAUAUUCAGCAGGAAGUACUACAUGGUGAAAAAAGACAGAGGGAGGAAAAUUUAGUCUCUGACUCUUUCUGUGUUCUUGGUGCAGAUAAAAUUACCCCAGAAUUGCAAAUGAUGGGAGACUGGCCUGCUAUGAGCUCUUUGCAGCAGAGGCAACAUAGAUCAAGGAGAAUAUCAAAGAGAAGUCUAAGUGAAUCUGAUGAAGCUGGAAAUAAUAAAUGUGAUAUACACAAAAAUGUUCUUGACACAGUGGAUGUGCUUCAUGGAACAUCUGUGAGCAGUGAAGAGCUACAGGACACAGAGACAUCAAAUUUUCAAGAACCUGAAAGAAUAGCUAGUGACAAUAUAAGUGAGAAAAAGCCCCAACAAAAUAAAAGAACACGGAAGCAUCAUAAAUUAGCCCUCACGUUUACCAACAGCAGUGUGGCCCUCUCCAAACCAGAACAGUUGUCAACGCUUAAUUUGCUGGAAGAGAAAUCUGAAAAACGCAUCUGUAAACAACCAAGCAGGUAUUCACAGACUGAGCCACAGGAUUUCGCGCUCUUAUGGAGAUUAGAAAAGAAAAUUAUUAUUUCUGAGAAUAUUAUUUCCGAGAAUACCAAAGUAUUACAUGGCAGAUUAGAAGCAUUCAGACCAAAAGACACGGAUGCUGCUUCAAGUUCUCAAGAAAAAAUACCCUAUAGAGUUAUGUAUGAUAAAAGCACAUAUGUGGAAGAAAGUGAACUUAUCAGUAUUGAUGAAUCUGAAAAUCUGAAUGUUCUUUGUAAGUUGUUUGGGUCCUUUUCAUUUGAUGCACUGAAAGACUUAUAUGAAAGAUGUAACAAGGACAUUGUCUGGGCCACAAGCCUGCUAUUGGAUUCUGAUGAAAAGUGUAAAGGCGAAGACAUUGAAUGCUUGCAGGAGGCAGGAACUGUGCCAGCUACCACAGACCUUGAAUUCAAGGAAAAUACAAACUAUGGAGAGAAUCUUAAAAAUUCUGAACAAACCAGCCAAAUAAUUGGGACUGAUGGUAUCACUCAACUUUCAGAAAACAAUUUAUCAGUGUGUUAUGCAGAGAGUGAAACUGCAGACAUACUUGAGACAGAUGCUAAAAUAUCUGACUCACUAACAAGACUUCCACUGAGUGCUUCAGUAAAACUCAAAAAUACCAAGGACAUUGUUCCCAGAACUCAGGCAGAAGAUUCAGGAACAGAUAUCAUCGAGCAGUCUGUUUCAGAUACACAGAAAAUAAACUUAAAGGCGAUGAGCCUUGUUAAUGAAACAGAAGAAAAAUCAGUGGUGUCACAGCUUGAUGUGGGCUUAUGUCUACCUGUGACUUUACCUAACGUGUUCAGCACUGCUCCAACCAUUUUGAAACCCAAAUUAAAUAAGGAGGUAGACAAUAAACUUUCAGAAACAUAUCUAGAGAGUUCCAAAGUAAAUAAUAUGAUUCUUCUGUUAUUGCAAAUGGAUCAAGCACCUUUGAAGAACUGUGCAAGUGAUGAAGAAGAACUGGAAACCUAUAAAGAAACUCAGGGGAAUGAUAUGAUAUCAAUUGGAGGUGAUAGGGAAGAAAGCAAACCUUCUAAUAUGGAUGAAGAUAGAACCAAGAUAUUGAACCCUACUUCAUUAUCCUCGGGAUCCAUGAAUAUAAAUUGCCUAGAAUUGGCAUUACCUCCUGAACUAGCCCUUCAACUGAAAGAAAUAUUUGGGCCAGUUGGCAUUGACUCAGGAUCACUAACUAUUGAGGAUUAUGUGGUUCAUAUAGAUCUGAAUCUGGCCAAAGUGAUUCAUGAGAAAUGGAAAGAAUCUAUUAUGAAGAGACAAAGGAAGGAAGAUGAAUAUUAUAAGCUGCUUAUGCAAGAUCUGGAUGACUCCAAUACAAUCUUAUCUCAGAGCACAGACAGUAAACUGCAGAGAAAAAAAAUGGCCUGUCCCUCUCAGUCAUCAACAGAGACACGCAGUGAAAAUCUAGCAACAUCAGAAAUUUUCCCUUUUAUGGAUCACUGGAAUGCACAGACUCAAAGAGUAUCACUCAGAGAAAUAAUGUCUGAAGAAAUAGCCUUACAGGAGAAACAGGACCUGAAACGUGUUCCUUCCAUGGCUAGAAAAGACUGUGCUGCCAGGUUGAAGGAGAAGCAACUCUUUGAGAUGUUCCCAACUAUAAACCAAAACUUCUUAAUGGACAUCUUCAAGGACAACAACUACUCCUUAGAACAGACCGAGCAAUUUCUGAACUGUGUCCUGGAGGCAGACCCUGUAAAAACGGUUGUAGCUCAAGAGAUUGCUCAGCAAAGUGACACUCUCCCUUCCUGUAGUGCUAUAAAGAACCGAGAGAAAAAGGCAAAAAAAUCCAAGGAGGCUGAAGAUGUUUUGAAUGAGAUGGCGUUUCAAGACAUUGAGUACCCAGGGUAUGAUGACUUUAGAGCAGAGGCUUUCCUUCACCAGCAAAAGAAACAAGAAUGCUUAAAAAAAGCAGAGGAGGCCUAUCGCAUGGGUAUGAAGCCUGUGGCAACAUUUUAUGCACAACAGGGUCGCCUUCAUGAGCAGAAGAUGAAAGAAGCAAACCAUGAUGCUGCUGUGCAAAUCUUUGAAAAAGUAAAUGCAUCCCUGCUGCCUGAGAAUGUUUUGGAUCUGCAUGGGCUUCAUGUCGAUGAAGCCAUUAAUCACUUGUCCAGAGUACUACAGGAGAAAAGCCACGAGUACAAGCAGACUGGUGGUAAACCAUAUCUGUGUGUGAUCACGGGAAGAGGAAACCAUAGCCAGGGAGGAGUUGCUCGCAUCAAACCAGCAGCCAUUAAAUACCUCACAAGCCACAACUUCAGGUUCACAGAAAUAAAACCAGGCUGCCUGAAAGUCAUGCUGAAGUAAAAGGGUGUGAAGAAGGGGAGUGUGAAACUAAAAACUUUAAACAGUGUCAGUAAUUAUAACUUAAUGUACUUUAAAAACAGUAUUUUAAUAGAAAAUUUUUUCAACUUAUUUUAUAUCAAUUAGUUUUGUCAGCAUGUGUUUCCAAUAAAAUGGUAAGAUUGAAGUGUAUUUUUUCAUAACUCCAAAGGGAAGAUCCUCUUACAGAGAUUUUAAUAUGAGAAGUACAGACCUACAAUACUGCUGAACAAUAGAUGCAGUGUUAAAGAGAAAUUAAGGUCCCGUUUUCAAACACUGCUUCCUUCUCAGUGCAGACAGAGCCUAAGAUUAUCUCUGGCCCAAUACAUUUUAAUAGUUGUGGAUUUUGUAACUUUAAAAUAUACACAGUAAAAGUUAACUUGUUUAAAGAUAGUUAGUUAUUGUGUGUGUUAGAAUUUUGAGUUGAGAUUUUCAAAGGAGCCUAAAGGAGCGAGGUAUCCAACCCCCAUAGAAAUUUGAAACCCAAGGCAGGUGAAUGCCUAACACUCAAAGACUCUUUUUGAAAAUCUGAGCCAUGAUCUUUAAGCGGUGGUUUCUUGAAAAUAUGGGCCAUUUCUGCUGCUCUUAUUCAUACAGAACUAUUCUUGAAGUCAAUAGGAGUUGUGUGUUAUAAGGACUCUGGAUUGGGACCUAAAGUCUGUUAAAAAAUUUUAUUAAUGCACCUUAAUUCUUUAAGGAGAAAAACAUAACCCCAUAGUCUCAUCUCUACCUACAUCUGUGUAUAAUAAAAUAAAUAAGUAGAUAAAUUGGCAUGUCUCCAGUAGUAAAUAUUGUGUUUAACUGUAUGGCAUUUCAAGCACUUUUUCUAGCAGCAAAACAGUUUAUAGUAGUAUAGUGGUAAUUGCUCAACUGGAAAGAUCAGAUUAGAGGAAGAAUUUCUUUGACAUUAGCAGUUCUUCAGGAUCCAGAAAAUGUGCUUAUAAUGCCUCUGACCCCCCACCCCCCAUACUUAAGAUAUUUUUCAGCAAACAAUCAGAGCGUUUAUUUUAAGAACAAAAUGGAACAUCUUAAAAUAUGCUUUUAUUAUAGUAUGUAACAGCCUUGAAAAUUGAGAGACAUAAAUUUCCUUUAAUAUAAUAGUUUUUAAAGCUUUGCUAUGAAACUUUGUUUUCAUAACAAUUGAGUUGUGUACUGGAAAUAAUGUUAAUAGGUGAAUGUGAGGUAUUUUUCAUAUUCUUAAGUUAGUAUGUCAGUAAAUUUUGGGGGGGAAAUUUUCAAAACAGUACCCUUUGUUUGUGCUUACACAGAGUUGUAUGCACACAAAUAACAGAAUUUACAUGCACCAUCCCUUUGUACGUGCCAUUGAGGCUUCGGGGGUCAGGCAGGCUUGUACUCAGCUAGCCUGGGAUGCCUCCAGUGCUGCAGUGUCCAGGCCAUUAAGUUUAGCAUGCUAACUUGAACUGAGCUAGCAUGAGUCUGUCUACCCAUGCUAGGAAUCACGCCUCCCAGCUGCAGUGUAGAUAUGCCCUCUAAUAACUGUGUUUUGGUUUGUGGGUACUUAUGGACAUGGUUUGUCUCUCCACUUUAGGUCUCUGCCCUGUCCCUGUAGGCAAAAUGUUCAAAUAUAAAAGAACCCUACUCUUUAAGUCCUUAAGAGCAGAGUUCUUUUUAUGCUUCUGCACUGUGCACUAGGGGCCUGAAUAUGGUAACGGACAGUUGUGUAAUAACAUAAGAUAAAUAGAUUCUUCUCUAUGGAAAUCAAUGGCCAAACUUCCAUUGAUUUCAGUAGUGUAUGAUCAAACCCUAAGGUACCAAUUAAGCAAUGCAUUUUAAACAUGUGCUUAAGUCUCAUUAAAGCAAUGGGAUUUAAGUAUUCUGCUUUGCUGAAUUGGGACCUAAAAAGGAGGAGAAAACCAGAGUGGAAGAGGAGUGGUGGAUAUACAAAAAACCUCCUCUCUAUCUUGGAUUAUUUGCCUAGUUUUCCAGAAGAAACAUUGAAACUUUUUUUUCCAUUUUUAUAGCCUUUGUUUUGGGAGCCCAAUAAUUUAUUUUAUAAUGGGAAGAACUGUUUUAAAUAACUGUAUUUUAAAAUAUUUUGAAGUAGGUAACAUUUUUUGGGACUUCCAGCCUUUACAGUGUCCUUUUAAGAAGAAACUAGUGACAUAAUUUUUACUAUGAAAAUUUCAAACCUUAAAGUAUUACCACCAGCACUCUGAAAGAACAUAGACUGUUAAAAUAGGUAUGCACCAGUUUCUUCUUUUCCUUUUAUUUAACAGGACACUGUAGAGGUUAGUAGGCCAAAAAUAUGACUCCUUUCUUUUAAAAAUACUUGUUCUUAAAGUUCACUCAAUUUAUUAAAUUAAAAAAAUGCUUCAAAACUUUUUCCUAAAGAAAAGUCAGCAGCUUAGCAUUCAUGAUAAAUUCUCAAUAACAGACCCAUACAUGCCCAUGCAACGAAAGAAAACAUGAUUCUGUAAAGAAACAGAUUUGUUUAAAAAAAAAAAAAAAUUAAAGAUAAUCUUUCAGAUUUCCAGGGAUUAUAAAAAUAGUAAGGCAAAACUGAUUUUUAAAAUACUUUUAAAAAUACUUUGAUGGUCCUUUUUAUUAAUGCUUUUGUUUUUCUUUUAUAGUUUGUGGUUCAAUUUCUUUUAAACUUUAAAUAUUUUUCUAGGCUUAGUUAGGUCAUCUUAAACACAGUCAUAGCGGUACCUUUUUGAGGUUAAGUUGUUGGAAACCUUUGUAAUUCAGGAGUCCUCCUUCUUAGUUUUAUAGAUGCCCCAUACUACCUUGUAAGGAGAUCAUUUUAAUAAUCAUGCACUGCAUAUAAGUGAUAUUCAUUGCAUGCCCUACAGAACUUGUAUUCUAAUUAAGUUUUACUGUGAAGAGGUGGAAUUUAACCACAUUCACAUCCAACAUGUUCAUCAAACAUGUGCAGAACAUGUGUGGAUAGGAGAAUAAUCCCAGUGUUGGUAUUAUUAAACCAGUGUCGUUGUAAAUGUGCUGAGAUGCAUUAGACAUAGAAUUUACAUUACCAGUGCUUAUAUCUUUAACUGUAAUUCACGUUUCUAGAAUGGUAAUUAGCCCUCUUCACAGAAUUGAUGAGAGGAUGGAGUAGAACACCCUGGAAAAGAAGAGUACUUUGACUUUUCACAGUUCUGUGGCAGCAAGGUUAUUUUUCUUUAAAAAGAAAAAAAAAAAGAUCUUGCUAUCUCAACUAAUGAGCAAGCUCUGAUGAGGAUUAAAUGACUGAUACCUAUGAAAGUGCACAUAAUAAAAGUACAGGUUUGCAGCUAUCAGUUGUAAAAGUUAUUAAGACCUGUAUAAUAGAUGAUAUACACUUCUAUUUUUAAAAUUAGAAUAUGAAAAAAAAUUAUUUGUAUAAAGUUGUACAUUUAUUGUUAACUAUUAUGCUCAUUUUUACUGGAAUACAGUUUUGUAAUUUGCAUUUAGGGUUUCUUAUGUCAAAAUGAAUUUACAAAUGAAAUCUAGAUUAAUAAAGGAAUUUUACCACAAA